AUGGAUACACUUGACGACUCGUACUCGCCAAAGUUCACGCGAAGUAGAACUGGUUGUUUGAGGUGUAAAAAGGGCAAACACAAAUGUGAUGAGGAAAGACCCGUAUGUAGGCGGUGUCGAAAUGUGACGAAGGAAUGUGUAUAUCCCCCGACACCUACUCCCAAAUCUACUGCACGCUCUGGCAAGAAACGCAGACUUCUUUCCACAAACAGUGAGCGGUUUGAAGAACUCGUCGAGGGGAGAAACAAUGAGGAGAAUUCAGCCAGCGGGACAAGACCGCUUAGCCCUCUCGAGCUGGAUGAGAGUAUCCCUUUGUUUUUCACCCCUAGCGAUCAUUUGGCGUUAUCGUUUCCCGACGCUCAGGAAAGGGAUCUCAUGAGACAUCUCCUAUAUUUUGGUAAUGUCGUGCUUUAUUCUAUUCCGGUCCAGAAUGAGCCGAUUCAAUUCCUCCAUCUCGCUCAAUGUUUUCAACACUCUCGUGGUUUCUCGCUCGAAUCGGACACUCUCUUACUGUCCCUGAUCUCUAUUGCCGCCAGUCACAAAUCCUCACUCUCAAUGCAACAGGAAAAGAAAUAUUUGACCUCUUAUCCUGCAAGUCGAUGGGAUCUAAUAUCUCUCGGCAAUGAUCCAACUUCCUGGUCUCCGCCAAAUGUGUCUCAGAGCGCGCAGCGGGAGCUGGGGAAUCACUUCUCCAGAACCUCGCUGAGUCUUUGCGAUACAACCGUCUCUUUUAGGCAAGGCGGUAACGGUCUCACUGACGACACGUCAAAUCUGCUGAUAACGAGCUCGUUAGCCGUGAUCAUUGCCCAAUGCCUCAACGCCGGUACCCUAUGGAAGCAAGCCUUUGACAAAGCACUCAACCUCAUCAACUUGAGAGGGGGUCCCGCCCAAAUGUUGCAAAAAGCCCAGGAGAUAUCCCCUUUAGAGGUGACCCGCGUCCGUAUGCUUUUGGAGAAUCUGGUGAUUGUAGAUGUUUGCCAAUGUUUGGCUUCUAGUGCGCCGCCAAGUCUGAUGAAGGAGCCUUUCGCUCCGUGGUGGUUUGACUAUGUCUCCGCUGGGACUGACACAGUUCAUAAUGCAUAUGGCGUAGAUAGAGGUGUCAUCGAACUGGUCAAUCGUGUCAACAUGCUGGUACAUGAAAGUACUGGCCUCUUUACGAUCCUAGAUAACAAAGGAUAUUUGGACAUGCAUAAAUCGAAAGUCGAUGAUCUCCUGCUCGAGAUAGAAGUAUGGGAGGUCGACGUUUACAAGGAAGCGACAGGCCUUCCCAGAGUGACUUUCGGGAACAGGGUAUUGAUACAGACUUUGAAAGUCGUGAUACAUGUCGAUCUCCUCGGCAAAUCCCACUCUGAUCCGAUUGUACAAACGUCUGCAUUGGCAGCAAUAAAUGCUUUCUCGCAAGCCAGAGCAAGCGAUCACGGAGUGGGCUUACUGAUGGCAGCAAUCAUAACCGGAUCUAUGAUGUUGGAUGAGCCCUCAAGGGCGGAGGCGCGCCGCAUCGUGACAGAUAUGCGGACCACACCAGUAUUCGCCUUUGAUGUCGAAGUUGCUAUAACUAUGUUGGAAAAGCUCUAUCAACUUCGAGACCAAGGAGCGAUUGAUCCCUCCUGGCGAUUAGUUACUGUUUCCGAUAUGUUACUGUUUUGA
Molecule: messenger RNA, 1647 nt
Organism: Kwoniella shivajii
Lineage: Eukaryota; Fungi; Basidiomycota; Tremellomycetes; Tremellales; Cryptococcaceae
Exons: 11
Coding region: 1-1647 (548 amino acids)
Biological process (GO): positive regulation of transcription by RNA polymerase II
Cellular component (GO): nucleus
Molecular function (GO): transcription cis-regulatory region binding; zinc ion binding; DNA-binding transcription factor activity, RNA polymerase II-specific
Source: RefSeq, a predicted model, not a curated record